Molecule: messenger RNA, 4334 nt
Organism: Malania oleifera
Lineage: Eukaryota; Viridiplantae; Streptophyta; Magnoliopsida; Santalales; Ximeniaceae
Exons: 10
Coding region: 257-3907 (1216 amino acids)
Source: RefSeq, a predicted model, not a curated record
UUUUACCUCCUUCAAAUGGAACUGCGACGCGGCAUAUUCCAUCCGUCUCUUAUUACAAGCUCGCACACUUUAGAUGGAGAUUCGUCCGCCGUUCUUCGCGUAGACCUCCUUGCCGUCUCCUUGCCUCCGCACCAUCCGCGACCCACUCCUCUCCUCCCGAUAUACUUCCCCUGCAAUCCAUCCCCAACCUCUCAACACAUACACUCUCACACACACCAAUUCACCAACCAAGAUUACAGGAAUUUCAUGAAGAAUUAUGCUUCGUCUCUGCUGUAGAACUCGUCGCUAUCUUCACCUUCCUCGUCGCCCCCAUUGUUCUUCUUCAUCAUCAAGAAAAUCCAAAGAUUGUCUGAACGAUCCCAUAAAUUCCCACCAUGUCUCCCCUCCGCCAAUCCCCCAACACCGUCCCGCCUCCCUCUCUCCUCUCCCAUCCUCUCUCUCCCGCACUUCUCUCAUCGCCAUGUCCGCAGCCCUGCUCUCCGCCGUCAUCGCCUCCUGCGCCCUCUUCUCCACCGGCGACGCUGACCGUCUCGAGCGCAAGCGCAGGGACCGUCUCUACGAUGAUCUCCACCGCGCGAUUGAGCACUCGAGCGGUUCGCUUAACAGAAUCGUCAACCGCAUGAAGCAGACUGGCGCCGCUGCCGCUGUUUUGUGGCAAUCUUUGAGGUCAGUCCUGUCGACCGCCAACCACGAGGUCCGGUCGGGCUUUGAGCUUAGGGUCGCGGCGCUUCUCGCCGACAUUGCGGCCGCCAAUGCGAGCCGGAGAUCGGCCAUUGUUGGGGCUGGCGGCGGCGCUGUCUUGGAUUGGCUCCUUGAGACCGUGGCUGUUUCCGGUGAUAAUUGUGCGACGCAAGCGGAGUCGGCCAGGGCAUUGGCGUACUUGAUCGCGGAUCCUAAUGUGUGUGGGGAAGUGCUGGGGAGGCCCCGUGCAGUGCCGAAUCUUCUUCGUUUUAUAUUCUCAUUUCAGCCUCGGCACUCCAAGAAGCACCCAAGGCAUAGUUUGUUCGACGUUUUUGAUUCUUUGAAAGGUAGGAGCAUGCUUGUAGCAGCUAUUAUGGAUAUGGUCACUUCCAGCUGCGAUAGCUUAGGUAGGAUAUCAUUUCAGCCAUCCCUGCCGGGCAGUGCUGAAAUGAGAGACAUUGCAGCAGCCAUUCAAGUUAUUGAAGAAGGGAGCAUGCAUUUGGAUGAGACGCAUGAAAAUGAAGAUGAUGAAGGGGGAAAAGGAGUGAGGGGUAUUGGAAUUAAAAUUCUUGGAGAGACCACAGUUUUAGGUCUUUCUAGAACUAGCGGGCUUAUGAAGUUGGAGCAUUCAGAUGGCAAUUGCCUAGAACCAGUUAGGCCAACUCCUAAAACCAUUUUUUUGCAACAAAAGCAUGACGGUUCUCUAGCACAAGAAAAUUUGUCUUCUGCUGUUGUUCCUGGUCUUUGGGAUGAUUUGCACUGUCAACAUGUAGCUGUACCUUUUGCUGCAUGGGCUUUAGCAAAUUGGGCAAUGGCAUCAGAAGAAAAUAGAUCUCAUAUUCAAGAACUGGAUCGAGAUGGGCAUGCUGUCAUGAGCGCUUUAAUGGCACCUGAGAGAACUGUGAAAUUGCAUGGCAGUUUGGUGGCUCGGUUGCUUUUAGAGGAUCGUAAUCUGCCCUUAAACGAUUCUGUUUCUGAUUGGAGUUCUAGUCUCCUUUCUACCGUUUCUCAGGCAAGUAAAAUUGAAGAUAUUCCUUUGGCUCAGGUGGCUUUAUCUGCAUUUUUGGUUUCUGUUGAGAGAAGUCCUGGGGCCCGGAAUGUGGUAAUGGAUAAGGGUCUUCAUCUGAUGAGAGAAACUGCUAAACGGACAACAAAGCAUAAGCAUGUGCAAGAAGCAUUGGCAAAAGCCUUAGAAUUGCUUUGUAGUGGGGACAAGCAUUUGUCACUUGAGGAGAGUCAAAAGUGGUCUGGCAUCCUGCUUUCAUGGGUUUUUGGGAACUCUUCCUCUGACAUAGUUCGGACUUCAGCUAUAAAUAUCCUUUCAUCCAUUCUUGAAAACCAUGGGCCAUAUUCUGUUCCAAUAUCUCAGGGAUGGCUAGCUCUUUUGCUAACUGAAAUACUGGAUUCCAACAAGACAACAUUGGUUAAAGGCAACGGUCAGGCUAAAAGUGACAAAGUGAAGACUCAAAUUGAUCAGUCAAACAUUCUUUCUGCCACUCAGAUUGCUAAUCAAUUGGGGGUUGCUGUAGUUAAUCUAGCAGGAAAUCAACUGGGAACGGCCGCCGACUCCAUAGAUACAUCCCCUCUAGCUGAUCUUCUUUCUUUGGAACCUUUUGCGAAGACAUUUAAAAAUCUAAAGAAGGAUAGUUUGCCUAAAUUUAAUGCUGCAGAUUCUGCUGUGGCAACUCUUAAGGGGAUCAAGGCGCUUACUGAAGUAUGUGCUGAUGAUAAUUCAUGUCAAAAUAUAAUAGUUGAUUUUGGUGUAUUGUGUUUGCUGAGGCGCUUUUUGUUACGAGAUGAUUAUGAGAAACUUGCCGCAAUUGAAGCAUAUGAUGCAUCAAGAGACCUUGAGUCACGUGAUCGUAUUUCAAACAUUCCUGGUGAAUCAGUGGGUGUGGAUCCUAAUGAUCCAUCUAGUGUUCGACUUCCACGUACGGCUCAUAUUCGGAAGCAUGCAGCUCGGCUUCUAACUAUUCUUUCACUUCUUCCAAAUGUUCGGGAAGUCAUUGUUGCGGAUGAGACUUGGUGUAAAUGGCUUGAGGAAUGUGCUAACGGGAAGAUCCCAGGUUGCAAUGACCCUAAGAUUCAAAGUUUUGCAAGGGCAAUCCUGAUAAAUAUAUUCUGCAAAGAUCAAAUUCGUGGAAACUCUACAAGUGGUGAUGUCUCUGAUAAUGAUAUUGUGAAUGAAAAUAGUACCUGCCCUCGUUAUGAUGACAUGGUAUUCUUAAUCAAUCCUGAGCUGCCCCACUGGAAGUUUCCUGAAAAACCAAGUCCAUAUUCUGGUCGAAGGAAACAAUGCUUUGUUGGUAAACCAGAUGAUGAUUGUGAUGUGGACUCCAAGGCUAGACCUGUAUCCAGAACUUGCAAGGAUGGUACCUUGCCCACUGCUGCUGAUGUAUCUGACAGUGGCUCAUCGUCAGAUGUUCCCCUUCUAGAUGUUGUUUUUGUUCAUGGCCUGCGUGGUGGACCCUAUAAAACUUGGCGCAUUGCUGAAGACAAGUCCUCGACCAAGUCUGGCCUUGUUGAGAAGAUUGAUCAAGAGGCAGGGAAGCUAGGAACAUUUUGGCCAGGUGAAUGGCUUUCAGCCGACUUUCCUGAAGCUCGAUUAUUUACACUUAAAUACAAGUCAAAUCUUACACAGUGGUCUGGAGCUAGCCUACCUCUUCAGGAAGUCAGCUCCAUGCUGUUGGAAAAGCUUGUGGCUGCUGGCAUUGGAAAUCGACCUGUUGUUUUUGUGACUCAUAGCAUGGGAGGCCUGGUGGUGAAGCAGAUGCUCUUUAAAGCGAAGGCAGAUAAUGUUGAUAACCUUGUUAACAACACCAUUGGAAUUGUCUUCUAUAGUUGCCCACAUUUUGGCAGCAAGCUUGCAGACAUGCCUUGGCGAAUGGGCCUUGUGUUGCGCCCAGCCCCAACUAUAGGGGAGCUGAGAAGUGGUUCUUCAAGAUUAGUAGAACUUAAUGACCUUGUUCGUCACCUUCAUAAAAAAGGAUUACUUGAAGUUCUCAGUUUCUGUGAGACCAAGGUAACUCCUAUUGUUGAAGGUUAUGGUGGUUGGGCCUUCCGGAUGGAAAUUGUACCAAUUGAAUCGGCAUAUCCUGGAUUUGGUGAACUAGUUGUUCUUGAGUCCACAGACCAUAUAAAUUCAUGCAAACCGGUCAGCCGAACUGAUCCCUCCUAUACAGAGAUGUUGAACUUCUUGCGGAAGCUGAAAGCUGAGUUUACUUGAAGACAUCAUACAUACUUUGUGCAUUGGAAUUAAUGUUGACAGCAUUCAAAAAGUCUCGAGUUGGCUCCACAUUGGUAGCCGGAUGUGUUGCAAGAGCUUGCCAAGGAAAAACACAUUUUUUCAGAGUCAGGUCUCGGGUGGCCUGUAUUAUAUUCCAGGAUCCUUAUACAUGGGCAUAUGCAGAUGCCUUUUUCUGUACAAGCUGAUUAUCUUUGUGUAUCAUUAGCUUAUUUUUCGCCUCAUUGUUAGCUUAAUUUCCUUGUAUUUUUGUAGAUUAGUUGCACAUAUACUAUAUAGAAUGUUCAAAAAAGGAGAUUCUACUGCUAAUCCACAAGAGGAUGUAUUAGAACAGAAUAGGCUCAUGCCUGUCAUUGCAGUAUUGUAACUUGUUUAACUCAUUAAUGUAUUGCUAAUUUUGUUUUGGACA